GUGGGGGAGGAGUAGGGCCCGGUCCCCGGUGUUGUCAGGCGAGCGAGCAGGCGCUGGAUUCUUCGGUUUGCGGACGUUCCGCGCAAAUAAGCGGGCGGGGGGGGAGGUUCCUUCUGCCUGUGGGGUGAGAAGCAGAGCAGCCGAGGCGCCCUGUGCAGAUGGAACCCAGCAGCGGGAGCCGCUGCCCCAGGCCCGCCGUUGCGGCGGUGGCGGCCGUUCUGCCGGCGGGCGGUACCGGGGAGCGUUUGGGUGGUGCCACCCCCAAGCAGUUCUGCACCGUGCAAGGGAGGCCGCUCGUCAGCUACACGGUGCGGGCGAUGGAGAGGAUAAGUUGGAUAUCUGACAUUGUUGUGGUUGUCUCUCCUGAAAAUAUUGAAACAAUGAAAUCUAUCACUGAAAAAUACGGCCAUAAAAGAGUUACAAUAGUAAAAGGUGGAGUCACUCGUCACCGGUCAAUUUUCAAUGGACUGAAGGUAUUUGCAGAGAAUGAAUUUUCCAAUCAGCUGCUCCAGAAACCAGAAGUAGUGAUUAUCCAUGACGCUGUGAGGCCAUUUGUUGAAGAAGAUAUUCUUUCAAAAGUGGUUACGGCUGCUAAAGACCAUGGGGCAGCAGGAGCAAUUCGUCCUCUAGUUUCUACUGUUAUUGCCUCUGCUGCAGAUGGCUGCCUAGAUCACUCAUUGGAACGUGCCAAGUAUAGAGCGAGUGAAAUGCCUCAGGCCUUCUUGUUUGAUAUAAUCUAUGAAGCUUACCAACAGUGUACAGACUAUGACCUGGAUUAUGGAACUGAAUGUUUGCAUCUGGCUCUGAAAUACUGUAAAACAAAUGCCAAACUUGUUGAAGGAACAUCUGAUCUCUGGAAGGUGACCUACAAGCGGGAUCUGUAUGCUGCUGAAUCGAUUAUUAAGGACAACCUAGCACAACAAGUUUGUGUUAUUACAAGUGUGAAGGAAGAUGUGGCACGAGUAAGUUUUCUCCUUCAUGAAUCUCUGAAAAGCCAAAUAAAAGUUGAAGCUGUAUCAAUAAUUCUAAGCAAAAAUGAUGGCCAUCUACAAGAUAUCUUUUCAGGACAGUGCUACAAUUUUGUUUGUAUAAAUGAUAAAAAGUAUGCAAUUGAAGAAACCCAGAAACUAGUGGAUAUGUUGGAAAAAUCAAAUAUUCCUCUCUUAUAUCCAGUUGUCCUUAUUUCGGUGCACUUGGAUGUUUCAGAAAAUAUUUCUUGCAGUAUUGCUAUGGAAGAACUAACUAGGAUCAAGAAAUUUGGAAGGGAAGUGAAAAAGAAAAAUAUUUUGCUUUAUGGAAUCCUUUUUCAAUAUAAGGACCGUUUACUGCUUCAGGAGACAGUAAAUUCUGCUGCUGCUCUUAUCCUGGCAUUAAUAAUGGACAGAAACCCAGAGCUGAUUGGCCAGCUGUUGGUAGCAUAAGACCGUAAAUCUUGUGUAGCUUUUGGAAAUGUUUCUUUUUCCUCAUCCAUUCACCAAAGGUCUUGAAUCAUUUUACCCUUUGAUGAAAACUCUGGAUUUAUGACAUUUGCUAUUAAGAUCUUUUUACAAUGUAUUUUUGAUACUUAAAAUGCAAGUCUGAUAUGUAUAAAGUGUAAAAUGGCAUACAAAUUUCUGAGAUACACUAGGUACAUACUGUGAGG
This is a messenger RNA of Neopsephotus bourkii (Bourke's parrot), 1642 nucleotides long. It is a transcript of the gene CRPPA, whose product is annotated as CDP-L-ribitol pyrophosphorylase A. The record is from RefSeq and is a predicted model, not a curated record. The transcript is spliced from 10 exons. Gene Ontology annotation, cellular component: cytosol. Gene Ontology annotation, molecular function: D-ribitol-5-phosphate cytidylyltransferase activity. Gene Ontology annotation, biological process: isoprenoid biosynthetic process; protein O-linked glycosylation via mannose. Bases 159 to 1421 code for a protein of 420 amino acids. Lineage: Eukaryota; Metazoa; Chordata; Aves; Psittaciformes; Psittacidae.